Messenger RNA from Mus caroli (Ryukyu mouse), 7924 nucleotides. RefSeq names its product interleukin 6 cytokine family signal transducer (gene Il6st). Gene Ontology annotation, biological process: positive regulation of tyrosine phosphorylation of STAT protein; cytokine-mediated signaling pathway. Gene Ontology annotation, molecular function: cytokine receptor activity; cytokine binding. Lineage: Eukaryota; Metazoa; Chordata; Mammalia; Rodentia; Muridae. Gene Ontology annotation, cellular component: signaling receptor complex; external side of plasma membrane; CRLF-CLCF1 complex. The record is from RefSeq and is a predicted model, not a curated record.
CAGCGGCGGACCGAGGGUGGCGUGUGCGGUCGGGAGGCCAGAGCUUCGAGCCAUCCGGGCUGCGGCUCCGCUGAGGGACCGGUGGUGUGGGCCGGGAUCCGCGGGGCUGAGGGACGCUCAGGAGCGGCGAGGCUCGCGUCCGGAAGAUUUUGUCUUGUAUGUUCUCCCUGUGUUGCCAGCGCUAACCGCCAAGUCUUCAAGCACCUGAUUUUCCUUUCUGAGCCAGCUGAGACUUGCAGGAAGACCCGAUAGAAGGAACAUGACAUCUAGAGGCAGCGAACUUGUUUCAGAUUCAUGCUUUAUCAUUUCUUAAUUUCGUAUGUUGGGAACAUCCCUGCAAGAUGUCAGCACCAAGGAUUUGGCUGGCGCAAGCUUUGCUGUUUUUCCUCACCACUGAAUCCAUAGGUCAACUUUUGGAACCGUGUGGUUACAUCUACCCUGAAUUUCCAGUUGUCCAGCGCGGCUCGAGCUUCACUGCCAUUUGUGUGCUGAAGGAGGCGUGUCUGCAGCAUUACUACGUGAAUGCCAGCUACAUCGUGUGGAAGACCAACCAUGCUGCUGUUCCCAGGGAGCAGGUCACUGUCAUCAACAGAACCACGUCCAGUGUCACGUUCACAGACGUGGUCCUCCCGAGCGUGCAGCUCACCUGCAACAUCCUGUCCUUUGGGCAGAUCGAGCAGAAUGUGUACGGAGUCACCAUGCUUUCAGGCUUUCCUCCAGAUAAACCUACAAAUUUGACUUGCAUUGUGAAUGAGGGGAAGAAUAUGCUGUGUCAGUGGGACCGAGGAAGGGAGACUCACCUCGAAACAAACUACACUUUGAAGUCAGAGUGGGCAACGGAGAAGUUUCCUGAUUGUCAGUCAAAGCAUGGCACUUCAUGUAUGGUCAGCUACAUGCCCACCUAUUAUGUCAACAUUGAAGUCUGGGUGGAAGCAGAGAAUGCCCUUGGGAAGGUCUCCUCAGAGUCUAUCAAUUUUGACCCCGUGGAUAAAGUGAAACCCACCCCACCAUAUAACUUAUCAGUGACCAACUCGGAAGAAUUAUCCAGUAUAUUAAAGCUAUCAUGGGUCAGUUCAGGGCUGGGCGGUCUUUUAGAUCUAAAGUCUGACAUCCAAUAUAGGACCAAAGAUGCCUCAACUUGGAUCCAGGUCCCUCUUGAAGAUACAAUGUCUCCUCGGACUUCCUUCACUGUGCAGGACCUCAAGCCUUUUACAGAAUAUGUGUUUAGGAUCCGCUCCAUUAAGGACAGUGGGAAAGGCUACUGGAGUGACUGGAGUGAGGAGGCUAGUGGGACCACAUACGAAGACAGACCAUCCAAACCACCAAGUUUCUGGUAUAAGAUAAAUCCAUCCCAUGGGCAGGAGUAUAGAUCUGCACGGCUCAUAUGGAAGGCAUUGCCUCUUUCUGAAGCCAAUGGGAAAAUCCUGGAUUAUGAAGUGAUUCUUACUCAGUCAAAGUCAAUUUCACAAACGUACAUAGUCACCGGCACAGAGCUGACAGUGAAUCUCACCAAUAACCGCUAUGUAGCAUCUCUAGCAGCAAGAAAUAAGGUGGGCAAAUCAGCUGCAGCUGUCCUCACCAUCCCCAGCCCCCACGUCACAGCUUCUCAUCCUGUAGUGAAUCUUAAAGCAUUUCCAAAAGAUAACCUGCUCUGGGUGGAAUGGACGCCUCCACCUAAACCCGUGAGCAAGUACAUCCUAGAGUGGUGUGUGUUGUCAGAGAACGCACCCUGUGUCGAAGACUGGCAGCAGGAAGACGCUACGGUGAAUCGGACCCACUUGAGAGGAAGCCUCCUGGAGAGCAAGUGCUAUCUAAUCACAGUAACCCCCGUAUUCACCACGGGGCCCGGAAGCUCUGAGGCCUUGAAGGCGUACCUCAAACAAGCAGCUCCUACUAGAGGACCGACUGUUCGGACAAAGAAAGUGGGGAAGAAUGAGGCUGUCCUAGAGUGGGACCAGCUUCCUGUAGAUGAGCAGAACGGGUUCAUUAGAAACUACUCCAUAUCGUACAGAACCAGCCUUGGAAAGGAAACGGUUGUGCAUGUGGAUUCUUCUCACACGGAGUACACGCUGUCCUCUUUGAGUAGUGAUACGUUGUACAUGGUCCGAAUGGCCGCGUACACAGAUGAAGGUGGGAAAGACGGGCCGGAAUUCACGUUUACAACACCAAAGUUCGCUCAAGGAGAAAUAGAAGCCAUAGUCGUGCCUGUGUGCUUAGCCUUCCUCCUGACAACCCUGCUGGGAGUCUUGUUCUGCUUUAACAAACGAGACCUAAUUAAAAAGCACAUCUGGCCUAAUGUUCCUGAUCCUUCCAAGAGUCAUAUCGCCCAGUGGUCACCUCACACCCCCCCACGGCACAAUUUUAACUCCAAAGAUCAAAUGUACUCAGAUGGCAAUUUCACUGAUGUAAGCGUUGUGGAAAUAGAAGCAAACAACAAGAAGCCUUGUCCAGAUGACCUGAAGUCCGUGGACCUAUUCAAGAAGGAGAAAGUGAGUACAGAAGGGCACAGCAGUGGCAUCGGGGGCUCUUCAUGCAUGUCCUCCUCCAGGCCCAGCAUCUCCAGCAAUGAGGAGAAUGAGUCUGCUCAGAGCACCGCCAGCACGGUGCAGUACUCCACUGUGGUGCACAGCGGCUACAGGCACCAGGUCCCGUCCGUGCAAGUGUUCUCAAGGUCUGAGUCCACCCAGCCCCUGCUAGACUCCGAGGAGCGGCCAGAAGACCUGCAGCUGGUAGAUAGUGUAGACAGUGGGGAUGAGAUCUUGCCCAGGCAACAGUAUUUCAAGCAGAACUGCAGUCAGCCUGAAGCCAGUCCAGAGAUUUCACAUUUUGAAAGGUCAAACCAGGUUUUGUCGGGCAAUGAGGAGGAUUUUGUCAGACUGAAGCAGCAGCAGGUUUCAGAUCACAUUUCUCAGCCCUAUGGAUCCGAGCAACGGAGGCUGUUUCAGGAAGGCUCUGCAGCGGAUGCUCUUGGCCCAGGGGCUGAUGGACAGAUGGAGAGAUUUGAAUCUGUUGGAAUGGAGACCACGAUUGAUGAAGAAAUUCCCAAAAGUUACUUGCCACAGACUGUAAGACAAGGUGGCUACAUGCCGCAGUGAAGGCCUGGCUCCUGAACUUCAGCAGGGACUGCAAAGUAAAGCUAAAGACACGUGACUUCAGAUGAGAAACAAUUUUCACUCCCUGAAGAUAGGCUUUGCCUCUAAGGACAAAGUCACACCUGGGCCAUCUCCAUUCCAGAGUAUGUGGAAUCCCCUUCAAGCACUACAUGAACUGACUUUAUCCUCUAGAGCUGGAGGACUCUGCUCUUUAGAAUGUUUGCACUGCCGAAAACAAAGUGUGUCUGAGUUUAUAAAGCUGUUGGUUUGCUACAUAGAAAACGGGGGAUUUAAAUGAGCCACGGUGUCAUGACAUCGUUCAGCUGGGCUGGUUUUGAUGAGGCUGACCAUCCAGAUGCCAGCUCGAAGGCCAGCAGCAUCAUUUAAAAGUGCCCUGGGGCACAGUGUCCAGAUUAUGUCAUCUAGAAAAAGAAAGAAUAGAGGGGUGGUUCCUUUCUGGGUCUGUCAGUCAGAGAAGCAUGGCCUGCUCCUUGCCGUUGUUAUCGAUGCUACCAGUUACUACUGAAGAAAAGGAUAAACUUUAAAGAGGAGCAACCUAGAAGUACCCGUUUUCCUACAGUCACCCACAGCCUCCCGAGAAUCUGCUUAUUAUUGAAAAUGUCUUCCCUAGUCAAUUUCAUCCACCCUAGCUGAGUGGACCAGGCUGGCCUCAAACUCAGAGAUCUGUCUGCCUCUGCCUCCAGAGUACUGGGAUGAAAGGCAUGCACCACCACUGCUCCACUUAAAAAGACUGCUGUUUUUAAAGACUUAAGUUGUUGACGUUUUUCUGAACACAUAUGAACACACCAGGGACAGAUGAUUCUGCAGACUGGUGAGGAAGCACCUUAUCCAGAAUGACUUCAACUUUACAUUACUUUAAUUGACUCCACCUUGUUUUUAUUUUCAAGAAUAGCAGGGUGUUUGUUGAAGGGUGGCAUUUCCCAGAGCCUCAUGCCGUCCCAGAACACACCCCCCCAACGAUGUCAGCGGCCAUCACAAUGACAGAAGUCCUCCUACAGAGCUGAGGAAGCCGGAAGGGUCCUGCUAGUUUGCAGGGUGGGCUUUGAACCCACAGCCCUGUGCAUGCUAGACAUUCACUCUACCGCUGAGCUGCUCCUCCGCCCGGCUCAUUAUGUCAUCUAGGCUCACGUGAUCCUCCUGGCCCAGCUUCCUGACUGUCUGGGACUGUGGGUGUGUGCUGUCACACACCCAACCAGGUCUUUUUAAUAUCUGCCAUUUAUGAGGUAGAGUUUUUCACACGACUUAGGACUAUCUUAAACCUAUUCCUUCUAGUUGCUUUAUUAAGGAAUAGCCCAGGCAUCCAGUGUUUAGCACUAAAGCCAUUAAUGUAUUUGUGCCUAACUUUCCAGUGUGACAUGGAGGUGGGGGCUAAAGGUAGACACUGGGCAGACAGGAAUUGGCUGAGCACCGAUAGAGGCUGAUCAGUAAGUGUGCUCACAGGAAAAGGGUUAAAGGUUCAGAGCAUGGGCACCUAGGUCAUUUAUAGCGGUUACCACACAGUGCCCGAGGAGGAGUUGAUAUGCACUUAGUUGGAUUGAGUUUCACCUUUUACUCUCAGAAGGUUGUUUAUAUUCUACUUGCUGAUGCGUUAUCAUUUAUAUUUUUAUACUGGUAAUCCUUUUCUGUGUUCUCUCACAUGUAUAAUCCUCGUGAGACAGUACAUGCUUUGCUCUGGUAUAUUCAGUUGGCAAAACCAGCCUGGAAUUGCUAAAAUGCCCGAAGUGAAGGGAGAUGGUGAAAGUCGGGCACAGGAAGGCCAGGUCAGGGGCAGAGAGACCAGAAUUCACACUACAAGGCUGGCACCAUUGCCAUUCAAGUUGGACGUCAAAGCCUGAUCCCAGUCAGGACUGAGUUUUCUAUGUAUAUAUCUGCCAGGAAAUUAACACUUGCUGAAUUUCUCAUCUUCUCACAGUAAGCAGUCUAGUUAUGGGACUCUAUCCAUGUUCAGCUGUGACUUCCCUCAUAUCAGACAGUGGUGCUGUGAACGUUGCAGUGUGAAGUCUGUACUGGCUAGGGGCGGUAACCCAGUGUGAGUUCAGGCAUGAACAUGAGACCACUGAAGGAAGAGCCUCCUGGAAGCAAGUUGGCAAGCUAAAUCCCAGACAGAAAGUGUCCCAGGGAGCCAGGGCCUCCACCAGCAGGGAAGGGGUGUGCUCACUGCAGGAAUGUUCAUUUAGAAGAUGUAUCAUGGAGCACCUCCCUUUGCUCUAAGAGAAAAACCAUCUUAAAAUUCAUCUUAAAUACAGACUUCGCUCUAGCAUGUUUUAGAGUAAUCUGGAUGCAUGUACCUUGUAUCUCAGUAGCAGAGAAACUAACCUGGCUUCUUUAUGUGAAACCAGUGUAAUAAAGCUGGUUCUGUCCCUGGUCUUCUAUUCUUUCCUGUGUAGAAAUGUAAUUUAAGGCUCAUCAGAGAAAAGCCUGGCUGUGGCCAGGACUCGUUCACUGCUUCUCAUGCAGUUGCCUCCUGAGGACUCAAAGAAAAGGAAGGGUUAAUGCUGAGUCGCUGUUACAAAACCUAGCGUUUCCAUCUUUUCCUCACUCAGACAUAAAAUCUCAGUCCUUUGAAAAGCAUGAGUCAGUACUCGGGGGCACAGAGAAGCAGAAGUAGGAAAAGUGCAGCCCCUGCCCCCUCGUUCUCCUGCCUACAGAUCAUUCCGUCUCUGCACAGUUCCUGAGCUGUGGUCAUCAGCUCGGCCAGGAUGGACGGUUUCUGGGGGGGGUUUGUUUGUUUGUUUUUGCUUGUUUGUGUUUUUGUUUUGUUUUGUUUUUCUGUUUGUGGUAUUUUGUUUUUUUAAGACAGGAUUUUUCUGUGUGGCCUUGGCUGUCCUGGAUCCGCCUGCCUGCUGUGCCACCACUGUCUGGUGAGACUGUAGUUCUUAUUGUGAACUUAAAGGGUUAAAGAGGUAGAAGGAUUUACUGGACUGUAGUUUUUUAUUUUUAUUUUUUUUUCCUCAACCCUAAUUGUAAUAAUGGUUCUUAAAUGCUUUACCCUCCCUUGUAGCCCACCACCCACCAGAGGUAGUGGAAAAGAAGGGAUAUGGGGGAAGUGGACCUGUUUAAAAAAUGGUUCUUUGGAGCAACUCCUGUGUGCACUGUCAGAAAAUCAGCUGUUCAGUUGACAGGUCAGCAGUGGCAGCUCCAUCCACUCUCAAACAUAUCAAGGCUACACCAGCAGUUCAGGUCCGUAGUAGUGUCAGGAUAGCAGCAGCAGUGGUAUAACCUAGCAGGAAUGGCCAGGCCUCAGCACAAGUCAGCAGGAAGAACUAGAAGUUCUCAGCUGUGCCUCUCAGUGAAACGAAGAUAUGCAAGCCAGCCAAGGCCAUCACCAUCCGUUGAGUCCUGUAUAUACUCCAUCCAAAUAUCAAGUGUCCUCGGGUCUGGGCUCACCGCGGGUCUUGUGUGUGAGUCUGUAUCAGCUGACAUCACUCUGCCAAUCAGCCGGAGUCUGCGGAAGCCGCAAGCCACAAGCCACAAGCCACCAGAACGAAGUUUUUAGUGUUUCUCUCUAUGGAGUCCCAACAACACCCAAGGCAUGUCAUUAACAAAGAACCCAUCACCUGCCCGUUCACAUGCCUUAGCAAAGCAUCCUUUCACCCGUGUCCACUUGAGCGAAACGUUCCUUCUCGUGUCUGCUUUAGCAAAACAUCCAACACAGCUGACUUUCCAAAGAACACUUAAGUUUCCAUUUCAUGGGACACUAUCAAAGCUGUUAAAAGUAGGACUGCUAAUUAGACAUCACAUACUAUUUUUAAAGCUGUCUCUUUUUUUCUGCCCACAUAAUUAGUAAAUUAUGGCAUAAAUUUAGACCUAGUAAUCAUAGGAUUCCUCAUUGUUAUAUAUUAACCAAGUAGAACAAGCCAGUAGACUUUAGCCUAUUACGUUCAUUCUUCUGUUUCAUGUCACUGAGUUUCUUUACAAGCAAGUUUUUAACACAACUUCUAUCUAGUAAAGUUUUUAAUGAGAUAAGUAGAAUCAAUAAGCUGCAAAAAAUAAUAAAAAACUAAAGGUCAAUUAUUAAAAAUAACCUCUCGGGCUAGCUUCCGGCUAUAGGUACUGCUGGUAGGUUACUUUGCCCAGGUAAGAUUGUAUCUUUUAAAUGUGCCUUUCGAUGAGUUAGAACACAGCCAUCAAAUGGCAAACGGAAUAGUUCAUAGACAAAAGUUUGUUUUCCUGUCACAUGCAGAUUAGCAUAUGCUCAGUCACUCAAAGAGAAAAAGGUGAAGGCAGGCUCCAGAUGUUACUCGGUCUAACUCGUAGGGCUUUUUGCCACCUGUGAGCUCCCACAAACUGGUCAGGUUUUUUUUUUUUUUUUUUUUUCUUAACCAGUUGUCAAUACUGGUGAGGGAGGGGUUGGGAUGAAGAUGUACCAGGCUGGUUGGGUAGGGACUCUUAGUCCUGUGGUUGCUCGCUUAGUCUGGUUGCUGCAGACUGCAAGUGCCGUUACGUAAGCAGGACAAUGUGAUGUGCCAGAAAGAAAGGGAUGUUCGAGGGGUUGGGAACUCUGUAGCCUUAAUGCUCGUGUGUGAUAUACUCUAAAGCAAGUGCACUUUGCUAGCCUAGUGCGGCAGUAGGCAUUAGGUAUGGCUUCUUACGCCUUUGCUCUUAGCUGUACUCCAUGUGCGCACAGUUCUCUCUCCUUUCCUGCCACCACCACCACCACCCGUGCAGUUUCACAUGGAAGCUUGUAUGUGUGUUUCCUCUGAGUAAGUUGCAUGUGCUAAGUAUAACCAAAGCUAUCAUGUUUAUGUUGACCCUGCCAUAAAUGUCUUACUAUAUCAUCUCUAACCCUUUAAAUAAAUCUGAGAAAGAAA